AAUCAAUCCACGUCAACGUUUCCUCUGCGAGCGUCCAACAUCAACCAUUAAACAACCUUGCUUGCGAACUUCAAUUCGAGACCCUCAAUCCCUAUCAGCAACUUUCGACAGCACAACCGAUAUAUCAUGGCUGGCCCAUCUGCCUCCCCUAUCUGGGUCUCUCAACUCGAGAGCCCUCCCGCUGCCAAGUCCAAGCAAUCUGGCGUUCAGGAUCCUCCUGGUUUUAGCUCCGGAACAACCGUCACCAACUCCAAGAAGAACAAGGAUGCUGUCAAGGUUCAGCCCCGCAAGCCCCCGACUACCGCCGAGAUGGAAACCUUGAAGCUCAAGAAGGCCUGGGAAGUCGCGCUGGCUCCUGUUAAAGGUCUUCCCAUGACCGCCAUCAUGAUGUACAUGUCGGGCAACUCUCUCCAGAUCUUCAGUAUCAUGAUGGUCUUUAUGGCAUUCAAGAACCCUUUGAUGGGCUUGAUGAACACGAACCAGGCCUUCGAACGCUUCCAGUCAGACUCUCUUUCCUCCCAAUUAUUGCAGGUCAAGUUUGUGUAUGUGGUAUGCCAGCUGGUUGCGCUUGGUGUCGGAAUUUGGAAGAUCAAUGCCAUGGGUCUAUUACCAACAACACGAUCCGACUGGCUGAUGUGGGAGGCGCAAAGAGAGCCUCUGGAGUUCGCUGUGGCAGCUUUAUAACCUGUCUAUUGAUACGAUAAAUGACU
Messenger RNA from Fusarium oxysporum Fo47, 710 nucleotides. RefSeq names its product chaperone EMC4. The transcript is spliced from 3 exons. Lineage: Eukaryota; Fungi; Ascomycota; Sordariomycetes; Hypocreales; Nectriaceae. The record is from RefSeq and is a predicted model, not a curated record. Gene Ontology annotation, cellular component: EMC complex. Bases 127 to 684 code for a protein of 185 amino acids. Gene Ontology annotation, biological process: protein folding in endoplasmic reticulum.